Plasmodium vivax (malaria parasite P. vivax) is the source of this 3263-nucleotide messenger RNA. RefSeq names its product endoplasmin precursor, putative. The transcript has a single exon. Gene Ontology annotation, cellular component: cytosol; plasma membrane; protein-containing complex. Lineage: Eukaryota; Apicomplexa; Aconoidasida; Haemosporida; Plasmodiidae. Gene Ontology annotation, molecular function: ATP-dependent protein folding chaperone; ATP binding; ATP hydrolysis activity. The record is from RefSeq and is a predicted model, not a curated record. The coding region runs from base 819 to 3263 and encodes 814 amino acids. Gene Ontology annotation, biological process: protein folding; cellular response to heat; protein stabilization.
CACCUAAAUUUAUUAUUUUAUUUUUUUCCUACUUAUCAUGUACAUGAACUUCUUCUUCAUCGUGUAAGCUUAAUUUCUUUUUUUCUUUUUAUCGUAUAUUUUUUCCAUUUUUGUUUCUUUUUUUUUUAUGCCCCUUUUUUUUUUCAUAUUUUUACAUGCCAUUGGUUUGGUUACCCUUUCUUGUUUUUUUUUUUUUUUUUUUCACCCCCGCGUCGUAAACUGAUCGCCCUGUUUCUUUUCCUUUUUUUUAAGAUCGUACUUCACGGGAAAGCGAAUUAACCAGCCUAACAGUGUAGCAGAUCUCGUUUGAACGUUUUCGUCAUUACAAGUUUGUAGCAUGCAUAGGCAUAAAUGUUCACGUAUGUACUUUUACAUAUACACGCAUGCGUAGGCGCAAGAGUUUGGAGCGCACAAGCCUAUAGGCCCACUCAAGAGCCGCGCACGUAAAAAGGCUGGCCCCACUUUGUGCUUCCACCACGACGACUCAGACAGUGCCUCGUCCUCGCGUUAGAGGCAGAGAGCAGGGCUGCAAGUGCGUAUGAACCACCGCGCGUGGGCACACUUUGUGUAAAAUAUAAUUUUAUCAGAACGGGUGUAUUGUAUUUGUAUAUGCACAUAUACGCGUACAUAUACAUGUGUGUAUGUGUGCCAGAAUUGUUUGUGGGCGGUCCCUCGUUGAGCGAUAAUUAAUUGGCGGCGAGAAACCACCCACCGGUAGUUACUCCUGAUUGGUCUGAGGGCAGCCACCCAGCGGUAGUUACUCCUGACCGACCCGCUGCUCAGAUUAGCAGCCCAUCGGGAGCGACGAAGCGGCCAAAAUGAAGCUGAACAGGGUGAUCCCCUGCGCACUGCUCAUCGGCGCGCUGCUCCCCAGCUGGGUGCCCCAAACCUUCAACGUGCUGUGCGCAAGUGAUGAAGGGAAGGGAGAGGAGAAGGAGAAGAAAGAAGAAACAAAGAAGGACACAGAUAACAUCCCAGAAAUUGCGGACAAUGAAAAACCAACGUCAGGCAUAGAACAGCACCAGUACCAAACGGAGGUAACCAGACUGAUGGAUAUAAUAGUAAAUUCUCUCUACACACAGAAGGAGGUAUUCCUCAGGGAAUUAAUUUCCAAUGCAGCUGACGCGUUGGAAAAAAUUCGAUUCAUGUCUCUCUCAGACGAAAAGGUAUUAGGAGAGGAAAAAAAAUUGGAAAUAAGAAUAUCAGCCAAUAAGGAAAAAAACAUCUUAUCCAUCACGGAUACAGGGAUAGGUAUGACAAAGGAAGACCUAAUUAACAACUUGGGAACGAUUGCCAAAUCGGGGACUUCAAAUUUUUUGGAAGCUAUUUCUAAAAGUGGAGGUGAUAUGAGUUUGAUAGGUCAAUUCGGGGUGGGUUUUUACUCUGCAUUUUUAGUGGCAGACAAGGUGAUCGUCUACACGAAGAAUAAUAAUGAUGAGCAGUACAUCUGGGAAUCCACUGCCGAUGCUAAGUUUUCCAUUUAUAAGGACCCUAGGGGAUCAACCCUAAAGAGAGGAACGAGAAUAUCCUUGCACUUGAAGGACGACGCCACCAACCUGAUGAAUGACAAAAAGUUGGUGGACUUAAUUUCCAAGUACAGUCAGUUCAUUCAGUACCCCAUUUAUUUGCUGCACGAAAAUGUGUAUACGGAAGAGGUACUGGCCGAUAUAGCCAAGGAGAUGGAAAACGAUCCCAACUAUGAUAGUGUGAAAGUGGAAGAAUCGGAUGACCCAAAUAAGAAGACACGAACUGUGGAGAAGAAGGUAAAAAAGUGGAAGCUAAUGAAUGAGCAGAAGCCCAUUUGGUUAAGGCCACCCAAAGAGUUAACCGACGAAGAUUAUAAGAAAUUUUUCAGUGUGCUCUCCGGCUUCAACGACGAACCGCUGUACCACAUACACUUCUUUGCAGAGGGGGAAAUCGAAUUUAAGUGCUUAAUAUACAUCCCUUCGAGGGCUCCCUCCAUAAACGAUCACCUAUUUACCAAGCAAAACUCCAUCAAGCUUUACGUCAGGAGAGUUCUCGUGGCGGACGAAUUUGUGGAGUUCCUCCCCAGAUAUAUGAGCUUCAUAAAGGGAGUCGUAGACAGUGACGACCUACCCCUUAACGUGUCCAGAGAGCAACUGCAGCAAAAUAAAAUCCUAAAAGCUGUCUCCAAAAGAAUUGUGAGGAAAAUUCUGGAUACCUUCCGAACCCUCUACACGAGUGGAAAAAAAAACAAAGAAGAUUUGAGAGCACAGCUAGCCAAAGAAACGGAUGAGGAGAAGAAAAAAGAAAUUCAAAAAAAAAUUAAUGAACCAAGUACCUACAAAUUAAUAUACAAAGAGUAUAGGAAGUAUUUAAAAACGGGAUGCUAUGAGGAUGAUAUUAAUAGGUCCAAAAUUGUUAAGUUACUUUUAUUCAAAACGAUGUUACACCCGAAAAGCAUUUCGCUAGACACUUAUGUGGAAAAUAUGAAACCGGACCAGAAGUUUAUUUACUACGCUUCGGGAGACUCGUAUGAAUAUCUGUCCAAAAUUCCCCAGUUGCAAAUUUUUAAAAAGAAAAACAUCGACGUUGUGUUUUUAACCGAGUCGGUGGAUGAGUCCUGCGUGCAAAGGGUACAAGAAUAUGAUGGGAAAAAAUUCAAGUCCAUUCAGAAGGGAGAAAUUACCUUCGAAUUAACAGACGAUGAGAAGAAAAAAGAAGAAAAAGUAAAAAAAAUGUACAAGGCAUUGAUUGAUGUCAUUUCGGAUACCUUGCGAAAUCAAAUUUUUAAGGUGGAAAUAUCUAGGAGACUUGUGGACGCUCCCUGCGCGGUUGUUUCCACCGAAUGGGGGCUAUCCGGACAAAUGGAAAAGCUAAUGAAAAUAAAUGUUAAUAAUGCAGACCAAAUCAAAGCCAUGAGCGGACAGAAAAUUUUAGAAAUUAAUCCCGAUCACCCAAUCAUGAUAGAUUUGCUAAAAAGGUCAGUUUCCAAUCCGAAAGAUUCUCAACUAACUGAAAGCAUUAAAAUUAUUUACCAGUCGGCCAAAUUGGCCUCUGGCUUUGACUUGGAGGACACGGCAGAUUUGGCUCAAAUUGUCUACGACCAUAUUAACCAGAAGCUGGGCGUGGAUAAUAACCUCAAAAUUGACGACUUAGACCCGGCCAUCUUCGAGACCAAGAAAAUGGAGCAGGAGGACUCCCCCGAUGGUCAGAAGUUCCACGAGGAAAUCAACAUCGACGACGAGAUACAGAAGCAGGACGCCGCGCCCGAGGCCGCUCCGAAGAACGACGAGUUGUGA